Molecule: messenger RNA, 6198 nt
Organism: Plasmodium relictum
Lineage: Eukaryota; Apicomplexa; Aconoidasida; Haemosporida; Plasmodiidae
Product: conserved Plasmodium protein, unknown function
Exons: 1
Coding region: 1-6198 (2065 amino acids)
Biological process (GO): DNA replication-dependent chromatin assembly; nucleosome assembly
Cellular component (GO): CAF-1 complex; nucleus
Molecular function (GO): protein binding
Source: RefSeq, a predicted model, not a curated record
AUGUAUAUUGAAAAAUUAAACUUAAACUCAGAAAAUGAAAAAAUUACUAGUUUAGAUUUUCAGCCACAUAACAAAUUAAACAGAUUAGCUAUUUCCAGUUUACAUCAAAUUAAAAUUUAUCAUAUACCAAUAUAUGAUACAACAAUAAAAAAUAAAGUAAAUAUUGAAUUAUUAUUUAUUAGUAAUGAUCAUAAAUUAGUUUAUAUUAACACAAUCAGGUGGAGCUUUAAUGGUCAGUAUUUGGCUAGCUGUGAUAGUGGAGGAACUAUAGUGUGUUAUGAACUAGAUAAAGAUAAAAAUAACAUUAAGAAGAAUAUGGAAGAAAUAAAAAAUAAUAUAAAAGAUGGAAAUAAUAAGAGCAAUAACUCUUUUUACACAUCAACAUGUAAUAAGGAAGAAUGGAAAAUAACUAGGUGCAUAAAAAUACAUGAAAGUGGAGAAAUUUUUGAUCUUGCUUGGUCACAUGAUAAUGAGCAUGUUGUUUGUGGUGUUUCAAAAGGGGUAGUUUAUAUUUUUAACUUAAAAAAUUCCUACAUAGCUCAUAAACUUUUUGUAAAAGGAACUACAGAAAAUAUAAAAGGGGUUUCGUUUCACCCAACAAAUAACUCUAUUAUAGCUCAAAGUAGUGAUAAUAUUAUGUGUGUAUGGAAAAAAGUAAAUAUAUAUCAGGAUAAAAGUAAUGUAUGCUUAUUACAAAGCAAAAAAAAUUAUGAUCAGAAAGAAAACAGUUCCCAAAAAUAUGAAUGUACAGUUUCAAGCAAUUUUCCAAAUUCUCAAAGUAUAUCACGUGAAUAUUUUGAAUAUACCUACGAAGAAAAUAUGAACAAGAAAUAUAAAAAUAUUGAUACUCCAACUAUUCGUCAUAUUUAUUUUGAUAGUUUUGGAAAAUAUGCAAGUAUUACUCAUAUCCCUAGUAACGGAAGAAACUGUGGUAUAUUAUUAAAAAUUGAUAAUAAUGAAAGGAUAAAUAAAAAUAGAAUAUUUUUAGAUGGUCAUGAUAGUUGUAUAAGAGUAGCAAAAAUAGGACAUAAAGUAUUUGUUGAUGUAAAAAAAAAAAAAUUAUAUAGUUUAUAUUGUCAAUGUAGUGAUAAUGGUAUAAUUUCAUUGUGGAAAAUUUUUUUAAAGAGAGUAAAAAAAUCAGCGUCAAAUGAAGAAAAAGAAGAAAAAAAAAAAAAUUUCAAUAUUUCAUUAGAUAAAAAGAAAUUAUUAGCAAAAAAGAAAAAAAGAAUAAAUAAAUAUGCCAAAUGCUUUUUAAUUAUUCAAAAUUUGUUAGAAGAACAAACGUGUGCUGUAGACGUAAGUUGGUCGGAAAAUUUUGAUCAAUUAGUUAUUGGAGCAUCCAAUGGAUCUGUUUAUAUUAUACAAAUAAAUACUCUUAAAUUAAAUUUGAAACCUUUUUAUCCUAGUAUUUGCUUAGAAAUUAAUGAAAUUGAAAAAAAAACUAACAAAGAAGAAAAGGAGAUGGAAUUAAAAAUUACCAAAAAUAAGCAAAUAAAAGAUAAAGCUAUAGAAAAAAAAGUCAAAAAUAGAAUAACCCCUAAGAUCAAAUAUUUAUACGAUGAAUUUGGUAAUAUUAUCGAAAAUACAAGUUCUCAUGAAAUUAUACAUAUUUUAAAUUGUAGAAUUUAUCCAUCUAAUAAUAUAUAUAUCUUUCCAUUCUCUUCUUUAAAAAAAAAAGAAAAUAAUUCAUAUAAUAGUAUAUAUAAUUUUUCUUCUUUUAUAAAUGUCUUUUUAUCUUUUAUUUUUAAAAUUAUUGACGCAAUGAUAAACAGAUUUCAACAUUUCUACGAAAAAUAUAAGGGAUUUAAAAAUGUUGUAAAUUUUAAAUUACAUAAUAAUAAAUAUUAUAAAUACUAUUACAAUUGUAGAAAUAAUGAUAACAUUAGCAGUUAUAUUAUUAAAGAUGGUGAUAACAGUGGUAAUAAUAAUUACGAUGAUGAAAGUAACAAUAAUAAUAAUGAUAAUAAUAAUGAUAAUGAUAAUAAAAAUAAUAAUAGUAAUAAUGAUGAUAAUAAUAAUGGUAAUAAUAAUGAUAAUAAUAGUGAUAAUAAUAAUAAUGGUAAUAAUAAUGAUAAUAAAAAUAAUAAUAGUAAUAAUGAUGAUAAUAAUAAUGGUAAUAAUAAUGAUAAUAAUAGUGAUAAUAAUAAUAAUAAAAAUAAUAAUAAUAAUUCUAUUACUACUACUAUUAAUAUUGAUAAUAAAAAUAAUGAUAGUAAAAAUAAAAAAGUUUAUAAAAAUAAGAAAAAUAAGAAAAGUGCAAAAGGAAAUAAAACCACUAAGGGUAAAGUUGAUUUUGAUCAUUCUUUAAGUAAUAACAAUUCUUUUAGUGUAGAAAAUAUUCAUAAUAUCACUGAAGAUAAUUAUAGUAGUAGUAAGCAAUCUUGUUAUCGAAAUAGUGAUGAUAAUAAUGAUUAUAACUCCUUGAAUCAAUUGAACAAUGAUGAUUUUUACGAAGAUACAAACAAAAAAAUUAAUGUAAAAAUAUUAGAUAUAAUAAGAAAUAAUUACAAUAAAGAAAAUUAUAUUGAAAAUUGUGAUGCAACUAUACCUAUAAUAAAUAAUGAAAUGUGUAAUUUAGAGGAAAUUGAACAAAGUAAUAAUAGUGAUAUCAAUAAAAUAGAUGAAUACGGUAAAUACAAUAUAGAUAAGAAAAUGGAAUAUGAAAAUGGAAACAAUACAAAACAUAAAAGUGAUACAAAAAAGAAAACUAAUAAAAGGAUAAGUUCUAAUGAGAAAAAAGAAACAAAAAAGAAAGAAUCAAAAAGAGAAUCAAAGAAAGAUAUAAAAAAAGAUACAAAAAAAGAUGUAGAAAAUGAACCCAAAAAAGAUACAAAUAAAAAAACAAAAAAAAAUACGAAGAAGGAUAAAAAUCUGAAUGAUUCUGAUUUGGAAUGGGAAAAUUUUAAUCCUCAUAUAGAACUGUGUGAUCCUUUUGAAAAUAAAAAUCAUGAAUUAAUGCAAAUUGUUAAAAAUAUAUCUAAAAAAAAUAAAGAAGAACUUGAACCAACUAUAUAUAAAAAAAAAGAAUCUAAAAAGAAAAAUGGAGAUGAUGAUGAAAAUAAAAAGAAUAAAAACAAAGACUUUUUUUCUUUAAAUGAUGUUAGAUAUUUGGAUUUGUCACACAAAACUGAUGUAAAAAGAAAUUAUGAAAGUGAAAUAUUAGAUGAAAAUACAAAAUAUAUAAAAAAUGCAAAAUCAAAUAAAAACCUUAAAUUAGAAAAGGAAUAUAUUGAUGCUUCAAAUAUAUAUAAAGAAUUAGAUGAAAACAAAUAUGUAAAUGAUAAAGAAGAUGAUAAUUCUAUAAAAAGUUUAAGUAAAAAUAAGAAAAAGAAACAAAACAAAAGAUUGUUUUACAGUGAUUAUAAUAUAAAUGAAAAUACUAAAAAAAGAAAUUCUUAUAAAAAAGGAAAAACGGAAUAUUAUGACUCAAAUAUAUGUUUAGAAAAAAAAUUAACAAAUAUAAUAAAGAGAGACAAAGAAGAUGGAGAUGAAGAAAAUCAUUAUGAAAUAGAAGAAAAAGAUGAAAAAAAAACAUACAAAGAACAAGUAGAAAUAGAAGAUAAAGAAGCACAAGGUCACGAAGAAAGAGAAAAUGAAGUUGAAAUAAGAGACGGUGACUUGGAAAUAAAAGAUAAAGAAGUAGAAAAUAAAGAAGAGGGAAAAUUAGAAGAGAGUGAAGAAAAAAAAGAUGAAGUAGAAAUAGAAGAUGGAGAAAAAGAAAAAGAAGAGGAAUAUGAAGAAGAGGGAAAAGAGGAAGAAGAAAUUAUGCAUAAAGUAAAAAAAGAGAGUAUGGAAAAGGUAAAGGAAAUUAAUGUAGAACAUAAAAAAAAAAAUAGUAAAUUAAAUAUUAUAGAAAAAAAUAAGAAAAAAAAAACUUUAAAAAAAAUUAAUAAAUAUAAUAAUUUGAAUAAUAAUAAUACAAAAGCAAAAAAUAAAAUAACAAAAAGUGAUAAUACUAUAGAAAAUGUAUAUUUUGAAAAAUAUAUGAAUAAAGUUUUUUUUUUUGAUAAUAGAAAUGAAAAUUGUAAAAUAUGUUGUAUGCAUAAAAAUAGUUUAAUUAAAAAAAAAUUUUGUUACUUACUUUGGGAAGAUGAAAUAUCUGGUAAAAUGAUUAAACAUUUAAUUUAUGAUAAUUACAUUUUUAUUAUAAGUCAUAAAUACAAUUAUUGUAUGCUAAAUAUUUUUAAUAUGGAAAGCAAAUUAUUGAUAUAUGAUUAUGUAUUACCUUUGAAUAAUAUAUCUGAAUUAUAUGUAAUAAAAAAAUUCUCUAUUGAUAAUAAUGUUUAUUCCUUUUUUUAUAUUCAUACUAAUAAAAUGUACUAUAUAUACCAACUAUUAAAUUAUUGUAAUAUUACUUUACUAUAUUACUUUGAUGUAUCAAAAUUAAAAACAAACGUAGAAAGUAUAAAUAUGAAUAUCAUUGAAAAGUUAGAAAAUGAUCCAUAUUCCGAAAAAAAAAAAAAAAAGUAUUUAAAAAAUUACGAAAAACAAAUUAUUAUUCAAAGAAAGAAAGAAAUGAAGGAACAAAUGAUUGAUACCAAAAAAGGUAAGUAUUUGAAACAUCAAAAAAAGGAGAAUGAGGAGGAAAAGCAAAAGGAGAAAGAUAUAAAAAAAUUAAUUAAAAAUAUAACUUUUUACGAAAACAUAAUUGAGGAUAAUGAAAAUGAUAUAAUUUCUAAAAACGAAAUUGAUAUAAAAAAUGAGAUAAACAUAAAGGAAAUAAAUUUGAAAAGUGACAAAGAUAUAAAAAGAGAAUGUUUUUCAAAUUUUCCUAUUAGUAAUGGUUCUAACAUAUUAAGACGUUUCCCUAGUAAUUCUAAUGGGCCUAUAAAAACAACAAAAAAAAAAAAUUCUCAACAUAGAAAAAGAAAUUAUUUUGAUGACGUAUUUUCUAGCAAUAUAUAUGGAAAUGAUUUAUUAUAUGAUUAUAUUUAUAGAAAAAAUAAUUUUUUUUAUAGCUAUAUGUGUAUAUAUAUAUACUUAAAAAAUGGUAUGAUAUUCUUCUUGAGAAAAAAUUUAAUGGUUUCAGAAAAUUAUGAAAACUUCUAUGAUUUAAAUGAAAAUAUGUUUGAGAAUAAUGGAAUUACAUUAAUCUCUCGUUUAGAUAAUAUGUAUUAUAGUAAAUCUAUUUAUUGUGAUAUAGAAGAUAAUUGUGAAGAUAUAGAGAUAAAAAAUAAUGAACAAAAAUUAUGUACAAAAAAAAGUAAUUCCAAAAAAGUUAAUGAAGAAGAAAUAGUAUUAAAUAGACAUGUAAAUAAGACAACUAAUGAUAAUAAAAAUAUAAUUAUGUUUGAUAAUUUACAGAAAAUUCAAAAAAAAGGAAUGAAAAACUUAUUUUCAUAUAAAAACCUUUUUAAUAUAUACAACUUUGAUUUAAAAAAAUUAUUAAAACAUGAAAAAGUAUAUAUAGAAGAAAAAAAAAAAAAAAAAAAAAGAAAAAACGAAACGAAUGCACAUAAAACCAGUAAAAAAAUUGAGAAAAUUUUUAAUAAAUUUUCAUCCAAAGUAGGAGGGAAUCAAACUAUUUCUAAAAAACAUAAAAACAUUAUUUUAAAAGGAAAUGCAAAAAAGAAAAAAAAAAUUUUUAAUAGUAAUCUUAAAAUAAAUAUGAAUAAUAAUUUAAAUAAUGUAAAAGGCUUAAAUUCUUCUUCGAUUUUUAACCAAUUUGUUAGAAAUAACUUCCACUAUAUAAAUGUUUCAGAUAAAUUUCAAAAAAACAGAACACAUAAAGAUUGUAAUGAAAAUAUUUACUUGAAAACAAUAAAAUAUUUAGAGGUACAAAUGAAGUAUAGUAUAUUAUUAAUGAAUAAAAAUAAUUUUUUAAAUUAUCUACACAUUUACUUUAAACUUCUAAUGGAAUAUCUGGACGUAUCAAGACUUCAGCAAAACUUUUUAUAUUUUAUGCAAGCAACUUUACAACAUUCACAAAAAUACUUUUCGGAUUUUUAUGUUUAUUAUGAAAAUGUAAAUGAGCCUUAUUGGGUAGAUACUAAUUCGUUGCUAUGCAUGAAUCUGCACUUUUUUUUUUUAGCGUUAUUUCUUUAUUAUAAUUUUUUAAUUCCUAUAUACAAUAAUUUACAUAAUAAUCAAAAUAAUCAAAAAUGUCAAACCUUUUUAAAAUUUCUAAAAGAAAUUCAGAGUUAUAUAUUUCAGGUACAAAAAAAUUUUCAAAGUAAUUUUCGAAAUAUAGCAUCUUAA